Messenger RNA from Lethenteron reissneri (Far Eastern brook lamprey), 4755 nucleotides. It is a transcript of the gene BRIP1, whose product is annotated as BRCA1 interacting helicase 1. Gene Ontology annotation, cellular component: nucleus. The record is from RefSeq and is a predicted model, not a curated record. Gene Ontology annotation, molecular function: hydrolase activity, acting on acid anhydrides, in phosphorus-containing anhydrides; DNA helicase activity; DNA binding. Gene Ontology annotation, biological process: nucleotide-excision repair; double-strand break repair involved in meiotic recombination. NCBI's taxonomy places the organism in Eukaryota, Metazoa, Chordata, Hyperoartia, Petromyzontiformes, Petromyzontidae.
CCCCCACCGUGCCCCCCACCGUGCCCCCCACGACCUCGGGGCCCGGGUCUUCCAUGAUCUGGGGGGGGCAUCAGCGCUGCCGAAUCCGUGAGACGCCAACUCGCGCUCACCGUAUCCCACGACAAUUACCACCAACGACGAUCAUCGCUUAGGGGACACGCAGCUGCUGGUGCAUCAGCCAGUCAUCGCAGUCGGUCUACUCAUGGCGCUCCCUGGGUCUGUUCCGUGACCUCCUGCCAGCAGCGAGCCUUCGACACUUCACUUGGCCUCAAAAGAGCACCUAGCCUGGCACAGGCGCCGUGAGAUAUGAUCAGCCCGGAGGGCAGCGUGCCCAAAGCACGGUGGGACUCGCAAGCGAAGCCCCAGGCCGUGACGAUGGCAGCGAAUGUCUACACGAUCGGCGGCACCAGGGUGGAGUUCCCGUGCGUGCCGUACCCAUCGCAAGUGUCGCUCAUGAACGCCAUCAUGAGUGGCCUCAACGGCAAGGAGCACUGCCUGCUGGAGAGCCCGACCGGUAGCGGAAAGAGCCUGGCUCUGCUCUGCUCCACGCUGGCCUGGCAGAAGCACCAGUACGAGAAGCUGGCGAACGGAGACUCGGAGAAGGCCCCCGGAGAGGACAAGAGCUGCAAGGAGUCCGCGCCCCCCCAAACCCCCGCCCCGUGCGGUGGGGGGCCCUGCGACUGCUCCUGCCACUCGGCGCCCGGCGCCCAGGCGGGCGCUGCCCCCUCCGCUGCCGCCGAGGCCGGGAGCCGCUCCCCGUACUUCGGCACGAGCUGCCGUGCGCCCGGGGCCGCCCUCCCGGGCAACGGCGGCUCCCCCGUCACCUCGACUCUGACCCCCCCCGUGACCCCGGCGGUGGGCUCCCCCCUCGCGUCGCCGUACUUCCUGUCAGCGGCCCCGGGGAUGAGUCGCCCUGGCAAGCGGGGGUCUCCCGUGGACGGAGAUGACAAAGGGGAUGACGAUGAUUUCCAGGUGGAGAAACGGCGGAACAGAACCCCCCACGGCAAGGCGCUGGUGAUGAAAAGAGGCAUUCCCAAGGGCGUGCAUUACGAUGACGACAGUGGUGGCGUAAGCGAUGAUGGCGCUGCUGGUGGAGCUGGUGGUGCUGGAGACAAGGCGGGCGGCGUUGGUCACCCGAGGCCUCUCAUCACCCUGAACCAGAACGGUCAAAUCCCCGCGUGGAGCCCCGUCGGCAAAACCCCGUGCGGCGCCACCUGCUGCGGCUGCGGCUGCGGCUCGGCGGGAGUGGCGGCGGGGGCCCCGGGGGCCCCGGGGGCCCCGGGGGCCCCGGGGUCCAGCGGCCGCUGCGGCGGCCCGGACGGCGGCGGGGGCGGGCGGCGACCGACGCGGCCGCCCAAGAUCUUCUUCGGCACGCGCACGCACCGGCAGAUCACGCAGGUGGCGCGCGAGCUGCGGCGCACGGCGUACGCGGGCACGCGCAUGACGGUGCUGUCGAGCCGCGAGCACACGUGCGUGCACCCCGUCGUGGCGGCCUCGCCGCACGGGCGCAACGAGGCCUGCAGGGAGCUGCUGGACAACAAGAACCCCGCGCAGGGUGCCACGUGCUCGUUCUUCCGCAACGUCUACAAGCUGGGCUGCCAGGCGGCGCUGCCGUCGCUGGGGCUGGCGUCCGCGUGGGACGUGGAGGACCUGGUGAAGGCUGGCCGGCGCGUCGGGGCCUGCCCGUACUUCUCCGCUCGCGAGCUCAUGGAGGAGGCCGACAUCGUCUUCUGCCCCUACAACUACCUCAUCGACCCGCAGAUACGGCAGAACAUGGAGAUAAGCGUGCGGGAUCAAGUGGUGGUGCUGGACGAGGCUCACAACAUGGAGGACGCGGCGCGCGAGGCCGCCAGCGCCAGCGUGCCGCAGGAUGCGCUGCGCCGCGCCCGCGACGAGGCCGGCUCCCUCGCCGCCGCCGGGGUGCGGCCCGACGAGCACACGCGGCUACAGGCCGUGUGCAUCAGCCUGGACCGGUGGAUGACGCAGAGCACUCACCUGUUGAAAAGCCACGACUUUGAGAUGGACUGCCACAAGCUGAGCGGCCGCGAGAUGCUGGAGGUGUUGCACACCUGGGGCGUCACGGCUCACACCUUCCCCGAGCUCAAGCGUAGCCUGGGGCGCGUGCUGGAGAAGGAGGAGACUGUGGCGGGCAAAGGGCGUGACAAGGGUCGGGCGGUGAGCGUCCCCAUGCCGGUCGUCUCCGCGCCCUCACAGGUGCUGCUCGCAGCGCUCUUCCUCGUCCUCGACUUCAUGUUCCGUGACGGCUCCAGGUUCGCGGAGGAUUACCGCGUGGUGCUGAUGCGCACGCUGGCGUGGGGCGCUCCGGACCCGGACGUCCCCGACGCCGCGGGGUUCAUCGCGCGGCCUCGACCCGGCUCGCGAGCGCGGCACAAGCGGCAGCUGCUCACGGUGCACUUCUGGUGCCAGAACCCAGCCGUGGCUUUCUCGGACCUGAGCGCCCACGCCCGCACCAUCAUCCUCACCUCGGGCACGCUGAGCCCCAUGGCGUCGUUCUCCUCCGAGCUGGGAGUCUCCUUCACGAUCCAGCGCGAGGCCACGCACGUCAUCAACCCCUCGCAGGUGUGGGUGGGCACGGUAGGGCUGGGCCCCAGCGGGAGGGAGCUGUGCGCCACGUACUGCCACACCGAGACGUUCGACUUCCAGGACGAGCUGGGGGAGCUGCUGCUGAGCGUGUGCCAAACGGUGCCGCGAGGGGUGCUCUGCUUCCUGCCCUCGUACAAGAUGCUGCAGAAGGUGAGCGAGCGCUGGCAGAACACGGGGCUGUGGGCGGGCCUGGAGCGGCGCAAGCUGGUGAUGAGCGAGCCCCAGCGCGGGGAGCGCGCCGAGUUCGACCGCCUGCUGGAGGUGUACUACGCGGCGGUGCACAUGGAGGGCCAGCGCGACGGCGCGCUGCUGUUGGCCGUGUGCCGGGGCAAGGUGAGCGAGGGGCUGGACUUUGCCGACGACAACGCGCGCGUGGUGCUCACCGUGGGCAUCCCCUACCCCAACACGCGCGACCUGCAGGUGAAGCUGAAGCGUGACUACAACGACCUGCACGUGCGCUCGCGCGGCCUGCUGCCCGGGAGCCGCUGGUACGAGGUGCAGGCCUUCCGCGCCCUCAACCAGGCCCUGGGCCGCUGCAUCCGCCACCGCCACGACUGGGGGGCCCUGCUGCUGGUGGACGCUCGCUUCGGCAAGAACCCCGCCAAGUACACCGAGGGUCUCUCCAAGUGGUUGCGACAGCGAGUGCGGCACUACGCCGACUUCCCCAGCGGCCUCCGCUCCCUCGCGGCCUUCACGGAGGCCUGCCGGGCCACGCUGAGCCCCGCCGAUCCCGCCGGCCCCGUCGCGGCCGGGCCCUCUCCCGGCCAACCCGCGGCCGCGAUAGAGCCGGUCGCUCCCCCUCCCGGUCACGACGCCGCGUCGGACCGCGGCACGGCCGGAUCUGGCAAGGCCGGCCUCGCGCACGACGGCGGCGGCGGCCCGGCGACGCCCGCCCGCGACCCCCCUCCGGCCACGCCGGCGCCCGCGUUGGGCACCCCCGGCGGGAGACGGCAGCAGGGGCAGCAGCGGCAUUGGCGGGCGCGGGGACGGGGGGCGCGACACCGCGGCUUGGCGUCGAUCGCCCGCUUCCUGUCGCCUCCCGGCGGCCGCGGUGGAGCCGGCGUCGGUGCCGAACGGCGCGAGGCGACGCCGGCGCCGUGGCCCCCGGGCUCGCGGCACGGCCUCCCAGCGGAGGGGGGCGACGUGGUCGCCGCCAACACCGCCGCUACCACCACCUCCGGGGUCACUGCCCCCACCACCGCCGCUACCCCCGCCACCACCGCUACCGCCGCACUCGUCCCUGCCGCUACCGCCGCCGCCGGGGUCACUGCCCCCACCACCGCCGCUACCCCCGCCACCACCGCUACCGCCGCACUCGUCCCUGCCGCUACCGCCGCCGCCGGGGUCACUGCCCCCGCCGCCGCCGGUGCCACGCUCGUCCCUGCCGUUACCGCCGUCGGCGCCGCGGCGCCGCCGUGCCGGGACGACGCCGACGACGCCGACGAGCGUCGGUGCUACACCCCGGAGAUGUUUGAGCCGGAGUGGGAGGGGGCGGAGCGGGAGGAGAAUCCGGAGCGCCGCUUUGCGGCUCCGACCGCCGCCGCCGCGGCGGCCGCCUCGGAGAGCGACGCGGCGGAGACGGCGGCGGGACCGGUGGGGUCGGCGGUCGGGGAGGUGGAAGCGGUCGCGGAGGACGAGCGGGAGGAGACGGAGGCACCGGCCCGCGGCUCGCCGACGAGCCCCGGGGACGGCGGCGACGGCGGCAACGGCGGGGACGGCGGGAACGGCGGUCUGUGCCGCAGGGUGAGGUUGUCCAAGACGAGGCAGCGGCGCGAGCGGCGCGAGUCGGGCGGCACCAGAACGCCGUCGUGGUGAGGAGGCGCGGGGGGGCCCUGAUUCCUCGCUGCGAGCAUCGAUCUUGUUGUUUUCGACGUGACGCUAAAGUGCGCGUGCGUGUGUGACCGUCUGCGGCGGUCGCCCGCUCAAGGUUCUUUUUCGGGAAAUUCCGUCGUGGCCCUCGGCCCGGGCGGAGCACGCUGUGUAAACGCGCCGCGGUGGCUCGGAGAUGUUAACUACCUCGCCUGGUAUACCGGAGGUCGUGGGUUCGAUGCAGACCCAGACGACGCCUGCUGCUGUAUCUUUGGAGUUUGCGUGUCUCUCUCGCUCUCUCCCCGUGGGCACGUGGAUUUUUCUCCGUUGCGUUCGUUUCAA